GAGCGUCAGAAUUAGCGUUGCAUUUGAGAGCUAUGAACGCACCUCUUGAGGCACAGCACCGUAGCACCAGAUUGUGAAAUAUUUCGUCUCUCGUAUGUUUUUAUUUUUUAGAAGUUACUAUUAGCGGACAGUCUUGAAAAUGUCCGCUGUUUCACCACCGUUAAACGAAAAUCAUGUCAUUCAUCGUCGAGAUUUAUUGAAUCUACCGACAGAAAACAUAAGAAGAUGGCAUAUGGGAGAACCCGUACAUGGGGCUACUCCGUACACUUCAGAUCGGGACCACAGGAGACAGACAGCUCCACAGGGCUUCACACGCGCCCAGUGGCCAGAGAUGGAUGACCCCACGACCAGGCAGCCCGAGCUGGACGACUGCGAGAGGAUGGGGACUCUGUUUGGGAUGAUCAACAAAUGUCUACGAGGCGUGGGCUUCAGUCAGAUGUACUUUGGGGACAAAAUAGUAGAGCCGGUCGUCAUUAUGGUCUUUUGGAUACUGCUGUGGUUUCUGGGAUUUCAAGCACUCGGACUUGUGGGAACUCUAUGCUUAAUUAUCAUCUACAUCCAGGACUAGAAAGAUCAGAGAUGCCUAAAGUUUGGAAGAAUGUCUGACACUGAAAGACAAUCUGAAUGGAAGUGGCUCAAGAAUUUUUAAUACUUGUUGUCAAUAUGGUUGCUAUGGGAGAUGAUUGUAACUAGGGCUAUUGAUAAAUAUCGUCAUGGUGAUAUCAGAUGACUUACCGUAAUAUCCAUAUCAAGAAACUGAAAAUAUUACAUCAUAAUCUUUAAAUUUGGUGUUUUAAAAUGUUCAGAAUCAACUUUUAAACAUGAUUUUCAGAAAGCCUUUAUAUUUGUUCCUGUUUUGCUCAUAGGUUUUUAAAAAUACAUCUUUUUGUUUUUCAGUUAUACAAACUGUGUCAAAAUUGAUCUGAACAUAAUGCAAUAUAUUCAAAAUAUCUAUCCAAUAACACUUUUAGAGACCCAAAAUUACUGAAUAACAGAAUUGUCACACAUUUUAUUUUCACUUGUUGGUUUCACUGUCAAACCAGGCAUCUUAUAUUUCCGUCAUACUUUAAGAAUGGGAAGUGGUGUGUUUUUAUGUUAACUCCACCAAACUGAAAGGGUAAAGAGAAGAGGCCUUUUUAACUGAAUUAUUUUAAAAACCAAAAACACCUUUUCAGCACUGUUUCUAAAGCGCACAACAUUUUGGUUUGAUCUUAGCUUUAAACUCUGCAUGAAUGUCUUUAACUAUAGUUUAAAACAUGCCUUUAACUAUGGUUUAAAACAUUUUAAUUGAAAAAAAUAUAAUUGUUAGAUAAAUUUCUGCAAACUAUAAAUGCAUGUACAAUAUUAUCCCUUUUCAAGAGCCAAUGCUUUGAACUUUAGAGUCUAUUUAAUGUGGUUUUUAAUUGUCUAAAAUAUGGCCCUUUGUUUGCGAGCCCAGAGAGGAAGUGUUCAUUCAUGUAGUUUUCCAGAUGCACAGGAAGAAAUGUGUUGCUAAGUACACAUGUACUAUUUUAAUCUUUCAAAUUCUCUCAUCUUCUCAGUAAGACCUCACUGAAUCAGUUGCAUGCUAAUUUGAUCUGUUUUCAUGUCAGAUGCCCUUCUGAUCAUCUUGCCUAAGAGUAAGCCUGUCUCAAAAGCAAAUUAAAAAAACAAAAAACAUUACAUCAGAAAAUAUUACAAUAAAUGACCAUUUUUACUGCCACUGACACAAAAACCCUAAAGCUAGAUAAUCCCAGUCAACAGUUUUCUUAAUGGACCAUAUCAUACAUACUAGUAAACCACAAUGAAACACUUGAAAAAUGUCCUCAUUAGUGAAAUAUAAGGCACGCCCAAUAGAGUUUUUGCUUUUUAAAUGUCAUAUAUCGUACACUAAAUAAAUAUUGUGAUUAUAGUGACAGGCCUUGUUUCAAUAUAAUUUAAGCAUACUAAAAACACUGUUGAUAUGAAUAGGCAGGAAAUCUUGCAGGUGCGCAGUAAAAGUAGUUUAACUCUUCCUCCGCUUUAUGCAUGACUUCCUUUUCACUACAGAGAUAUGGGUGUUGCUUUCAUAACUUCAUAACCUUCACUAGAUCGUUUGGAUAAUUUCAGCCCUAGAAUUGCCAAUCUUUACUGAACAAAAGGUAAAAGGUAGCUAAAAGGUUAACUUGGCUUUGGAGAUGUAGACAGAUUAACAAUAAAGGAUUACUCAAAACGUGAGCAAAACAAAACACAACUCCAGUUACGUUUUUGAUGAGGUGACAUCAUUUUAACAUGGCUAAAAGCUCACAAGAGUCAGUUUUGCAUAAUAUACGACCUUUAAGUUAACGUUGAACCUGGAAAUAGCUCUUUGUUUUUAUCCUCUUUAUGUAGCUGUAUGUUUUGCUUGAAUGUGUUACUACUGAAGAAUUGAUGCAGGCAGUGGCCAUCUUGGUAUAACCAGUGUUUUUAUGCUGCAGAACAGAAACUUGAUUGUAUUCAAGGAAUUUCCUCUGACAAAUGUUAAAGAUAUGUCAUUAAUUAAAAGUAAGCCUUAAAAUUCUAA
Boleophthalmus pectinirostris (great blue-spotted mudskipper) is the source of this 2521-nucleotide messenger RNA. It is a transcript of the gene fam241a, whose product is annotated as family with sequence similarity 241 member A. The record is from RefSeq and is a predicted model, not a curated record. Bases 140 to 568 code for a protein of 142 amino acids. Lineage: Eukaryota; Metazoa; Chordata; Actinopteri; Gobiiformes; Gobiidae. Gene Ontology annotation, cellular component: intracellular membrane-bounded organelle. The transcript is spliced from 2 exons.